AGGGGGAGGGGGGGGGAAUAACAGAUUGAAGAGAAAGCCACGAAUAACAGAUUGAAGAGACACCACCCAAAAAAAGUUUUCAAUCUUGAACACACUUCAUCUGUGAACACAUAGGCUACUGUGCAAGUCGGUGAGAGCAAAUAUGAAAUCACGCAAGUAUACCGUAAACAAAGUUACUAAAGGAACAACUGGAUCAACAGAGAGACUCUUGCAGGAUGAAGGAAAAGUUCGAAAGUGCAGAGGAAGCAGGUGUUUGGUGUUGAUGACAGUGUGUCUCGGGCUCAUUUGUGUUCUUCUGCUGGUCUUCAUCACACUGCAGCACAUCAUCAUCACAGCAGAGAGAGACCUGUUAAAGAACACAGUUGAAGAGUUCACUCACACUAUCAACAGAUUACAGGACAAGAACACUGAUCUGAUGACUGAAAAAGACCAACUGAAGAACAACUUCAACUCUUUGAGUCAGACGAAACUGGAGCUGGAGACCAGAGUCAAUGAUCUCAGUGCUGAGAAAAGUCAGUUACAGGGAAGAUUUGAUGCUUUGAAUCAGACGAAACUGGAGCUGGACACCAAAGUCAAUGAUCUCACUGCUGAGAAAAGUCAGUUACAGAAAAGUUUUGACUCUUGUCAGAAGAAACUGGAACUGGAGACUGAACUAGGGAAGAUAUCUACACAAGACCCCUGCUACAACUACACUGUGCUGGACAAUCCAUGGAGAUCCAUCAAUAAUACAAUUCACUACUCCUCCUCCUCCUCCUCCUUCAAGUAUGACUCUGACUCUGGCUCCUGGAGCGGCUGGUAUCGUCUCUUCAUUAACGGCAUGAGCGCUCAUAUCCCAGACACGUGUGUUCCGUGGUACAGUUGUGGCACUCUUCGCACACUGUGGAUCCGUGGUGGACACCCAACAGUAACAGAUGGAGUCGUCACUCGAGAGCUCUGUGGUCACAGUGGGAGUUUCUGCUGCUCUCACAGGUCUUAUCCCAUUAAAGUCAAAGCCUGUCCAGGAGAUUAUUAUGUCUAUGAGCUGAUCAGACCAACUGUGUCCAUUUCAGCAUACUGUGCAGACACUGGCAGCAUUAACACCAGCCCUACAACUGUCACACCAGUGACCAUCUCACCUGACCCCUGCUACAACUACACUGUGCUGGACAAUCCAUGGAGAUCCAUCAAUAAUACAAUUCACUACUCCUCCUCCUCCUCCUCCUUCAAGGAUGACUCUGACUCUGUCUCCUGGAGCGGCUGGUAUCGUCUCUUCAUUAACGGCAUGAGUGCUCAUAUCCCAGACACGUGUGUUGCGUGGUUCAGCUGUGGAACUAUAACUCCACUGUGGAUCCGUGGUGGACACCCAACAGUAACAGAUGGAGUCGUCACUCGAGAGCUCUGCGGUCACGAUUACAAAUACUGCUGCUCUUCCGGGUCUUAUCCCAUUAAAGUCAAAGCCUGUCCAGGAGAUUAUUAUGUCUAUGAACUGGUCAGACCAGCUGUGUCCAUUUCAGCAUACUGUGCAGACACUGGCAGCAUUAACACCAGCCCUACAACUGUCACACCAGUGACCAUCUCAACUGACCCCUGCUACAACUACACUGUGCUGGACAAUCCAUGGAGAUCCAUCAAUAAUAAAGUUAACUCCUCCUCCUCCUCCUCCCACAAGUAUGACUCUGUCUCCUGGAGCGGCUGGUAUCGUCUCUUCAUUAACAGCACUAGCGCUCAUAUCCCAGACACGUGUGUUGCGAGGUACAGCUGUGGCACUUAUAUCCCACUGUGGAUCCGUGGUGGACACCCAACAGUAACAGAUGGAGUCGUCACUCGAGAUGUCUGCGGUUACAGUUACAAUUACUGCUGCUCUUUCGGGUCUUAUCCCAUUAAAGUCAAGGCCUGUCCAGGAGAUUAUUAUGUCUAUGAACUGGUCAGACCAACUCACUAUCCUUCAGCAUACUGUGCAGACACUGGCAGCAUUAACACCAGCCCUACAACUGUCACACCAGUGACCAUCUCACCUGACCCCUGCUACAACUACACUGUGCUGGACAAUCCAUGGAGAUCCAUCAAUAAUAAAGUUAACUCCUCCUCCUCCUCCUCCCACAAGUAUGACUCUGUCUCCUGGAGCGGCUGGUAUCGUCUCUUCAUUAACAACACUAGCGCUCAUAUCUCAGACACGUGUGUUGCUGAGUUCAGCUGUGGCACUUAUAUCCCACUGUGGAUCCGUGGUGGACACCCAACAGUAACAGAUGGAGUCGUCACUCGAGAUGUCUGCGGUAACGGUGGGAGUUUCUGCUGCUUUUUCGGGUCUUUUCCCAUUAAAGUCAAAGCCUGUCCAGGAGAUUAUUAUGUCUAUGAGCUGGUCAGACCAACUCACUAUCCUUCAGCAUACUGUGCAGACACUGGCAGCAUUAACACCAGCUCUACAACUGUCACACCAGUGACCAUCUCACCUGGAAAGGACAGGUUUUUCAUAUCCAGUGAGUGGUUGAGCUGGUCUGGGAGCAGGCAGUUCUGCAGAGAUCGAGGAGCUGAUCUGGUCAUUAUCAACACUGAAGAGAAGCAGAGGUACAUAACUUCAUUAGCCAAGGAGAGUGUGUGGAUUGGUUUGACAGACAUUGAGACUGAGGGGAUCAUGAAAUGGGUGGAUAAUUCAACACUGAAACAAGGGUUUUGGUAUAAAAGAGAGCCAAAUAAUGCAGGUGGAGACGAGGACUGUGUUGAACUGACCCCUUCAGACUCCAUCCAGAACUGGAAUGAUCUCCCAUGCUUUAAGAAGAGGAAAGCAGUUUGUGAGAAAUAGGGUUCAUCCUGACUAGUAGUAAACUGUAUUUUUGUUUUUAUUUCAUAUUUCAUUGUUGUGUAUCUGUUUAUUGCACUAUGGCUAUAUUUGAUUUUCUCCUUCGGUGAUUCUGCUUGUUAUCAUCAAGUGUCUUCAAUAAUGCUCAAUCAUCACUCAGUUAAUCACUUAAUUAUCUCAUUAACUUUAACACUGCUUCAGUGUUAUUUUGACACUCUUGAAUAUAAACUCAUAUGAACACUAAUGUUCAUUUAACACUAUAGGGAUUUUGCUUUUCCAUGUGAAAUUUAAACUAUUUUCUAUGGAAAUGAUUGUGUAAUACCAGUCUAUCUCAAUAUAUAAUGUUAUAAUCAGACAUUACUGGAUGACAUUUUCAUCUUUUCAUUGAUUUGUGAUUUCGUUUAUUUUGCUGGAACUGUGUUUUUACAGAUAUCAUUGUUGUUUAACAUCCACAGUAAAGGCGUUCUGAUGUUGAUUGUAGUUUGUAGUUCUGUUGAUGGUGUCCUUCACUGGAUCUGAAACUCGUCCUGAACGCCACAGCGUCUCCACAAACCCAUCCACUCCACACAGAUUAAACCCUUCUGUAAAAAAAAAAAAUUACU
Molecule: messenger RNA, 3378 nt
Organism: Pimephales promelas (fathead minnow)
Lineage: Eukaryota; Metazoa; Chordata; Actinopteri; Cypriniformes; Leuciscidae
Source: RefSeq, a predicted model, not a curated record